Molecule: messenger RNA, 597 nt
Organism: Fusarium musae
Lineage: Eukaryota; Fungi; Ascomycota; Sordariomycetes; Hypocreales; Nectriaceae
Exons: 1
Coding region: 1-597 (198 amino acids)
Biological process (GO): mitochondrial translational initiation; translation
Cellular component (GO): ribosome; mitochondrial small ribosomal subunit
Molecular function (GO): structural constituent of ribosome
Source: RefSeq, a predicted model, not a curated record
AUGCUGUCGAGGGUAGCUACACCUUCAACAUGCCUCGCCAAGAGGACAUUCACAACCUCACUCGCCUUCCGAGCAGGCCCCAAGAUUCCCACCGGUGACGAGGCACCUCCAGCUGUUGCUCCUCUAGCUCGAUCGAACCCUCUCAUUGGCAGUCUUCCUCCUUCACCACCUCCCGCCGACUCUGUCGCCGAAUCAUCCACCGAAUCAAAGCCCAAGCACGCCUACGAUGCUUCGAAACCCUUCAGUUUGGACAUUGCAUCCAUCAUUGCCAACAAAUCCAGCGCAUACGGCGCUGAGAUGGACUCGGACCCAAUUGCUCGACCUCAAAUCCGCGCCAAGCCCGUCACUGGCCGUACAGUCUUCAUCAAGGACCGAGUAACCAAGACAACUGGUCCCACACCCAUGGUAGCUCUUCGAGUUCUCAACAGAAUCAUCCGAGAGGACCAGGUCAAGAACAAAUUCCACAGCCAAAAGUUCCACGAGCGAAAGGGUCUCAAGAAGAAGAGACUAAGGAGUCAGCGAUGGCGAUCACGAUUCAAGCAUGGUUUCAAGGCGACUGUCAGCAGAGUUAUGGAGCUCAAGAAGCAGGGCUGGUAG